This is a messenger RNA of Pochonia chlamydosporia 170, 525 nucleotides long. RefSeq names its product ATP synthase D chain, mitochondrial. Lineage: Eukaryota; Fungi; Ascomycota; Sordariomycetes; Hypocreales; Clavicipitaceae. The record is from RefSeq and is a predicted model, not a curated record. Gene Ontology annotation, molecular function: proton transmembrane transporter activity. The transcript is spliced from 4 exons. Gene Ontology annotation, biological process: proton motive force-driven ATP synthesis. The coding region runs from base 1 to 525 and encodes 174 amino acids.
AUGGCGGCCACGCGAAGCGCAGCUCUCAAACUCGACUGGACCAAGGUCACCAGCUCGCUGGGCCUCCGCGGUCAGACCGUCGCUUCCCUCCAGGCCUUCAAGAAGCGCAACGAAGACGCCCGCCGCAAGAUCCAGCAGCUUUCUGAGCAGCCCACGACUGUCGACUUCGCUGCCUACCGAUCUUCCCUCAAGAACCAGGCCAUCGUCGACGAGAUCGAGAGGCGCUUCAAGGCUUUCAAGCCUGUCACUUACGACGUCACCCGUCAGCUCAAGGCCAUUGACGCCUUUGAGGUUGAGGCCGUCAAGAACGCCGAGGCCACCAAGCAGGCUGUUGAUCUUGAACUCAAGGAUCUCGCUGCUACCCUGAAGAACAUUGAGGAGGCCCGUCCCUUCGAGGACCUCACUGUCGACGAAGUUGCCGCUGCUGAGAAGUCCAUCGACGAGAAGACCACCCAGCUUAUCUCCAAGGGCAGAUGGAUGGUGCCUGGAUACAAGGAGAAGUUCGGCGACCUCGCCAUGGUGUAA